AUGCAGAUGCAUCUCACUAUAGGCUUUGGUUUCAACGUUCGUGGCCAAAUCAGCGAAGGUGGCCAGUACCGCAGCAUCAAUGGUCAGCUGUACGCACCGCUGCAACACGUCAGCGCUGUGCUAGCCGGAGGAGCGGCCGAGAAGGCCGGCCUUUACCAGGGUGAUCGUAUUUUGGAAGUUAAUGGAGUCAGCGUCGAGGGCGCAACGCAUAAGCAAGUCGUAGAUUUGAUCAAAGCAGGUGGUGACAAGCUGGUACUGACCGUCAUUUCGGCCGAUCCUUCUGAACUCGACCGCAUUGAAAGCUCUGUUAGCGACGACAACGGAAGUGCGUACGACUAUUCGGAAAAGCGGUCACUGCCGAUCACUGUGCCAAGCUUACAGUGGGUGAAGAGACAGGACGAAAAAUUUGUGGUGUACAACAUUUACAUGGCCGGUCGUCAUUUGUGUUCCCGGCGAUACAGUGAAUUCGAACAGCUGAAUCGUUACUUAAAAAUGGAGUUUAUGGAUUUCAAUUUUCCUCGCUUGCCCAGCAAGUGGCCUUUUGCGCUCAGUGAACAGCAGCUUGACGCGAGGCGUCGCGGCCUCGAACAGUACCUGGAGAAAGUUUGCUCCGUACGAGUGUUGGCCGAAAGUGACAUCAUGCAGGCGUUCCUGAUGGAAUCUCAGUCGGAUGCAAUAUCGUAUUUUGAUGUGGAUAUUCGCAUACUGUUACCGGAUCAGACGACGGUGACCGUGACUGUUCAGCGUAACAGCAACUGUUCGCAGGUGUACAAGGCGCUGCGGCACCGAUUAUCGAUUUCAGACGACAUCAUCCACUACUUUGCGCUGUUCGAGAUGAUCGAGCCAGAUUUCGAUCGCAAGAUCAAGCCGAACGAAUGUCCGCAUAGUCUGUACAUCCAGAACUACUCGUCCGCCGCCGUCACUUGCAUCGUCUUCAAGCGUUGGCUGUUUUGCAUUGACAAAGAAGUCGAGUUGUGCCGGUCACAUCCUUUUGCUCAUACGAUGUUCUACUGGAUGGCUGUGAACGACGUAAACAGCGGGCAGAUCAAAGCCGGCGAAAAGCUCUAUGAACUUAAGGCGUUGCAGGACGUUAGCCGUAAGGAACAGUACCUUGCGUUAGCCAGGACUCUUCCCGGAUACGGCGAAAUCACGUUUCCUCAUUGCGCUUGUGACUGUUACCGAAACGGUCAUGUCGUCGUCGCACUCGGCUACAAGUGUCUUCGGCUUCAAGCAUGCACUGUCAACGGAACUUUGGAGUCUCAUUCAGUAAAGUUGAAGAUAAUCAGUUUUGAGCAGUGUUUACCACUAGUCGAACAGUUGUUGGCGGAUGCUGACGGCAGCGGUGGUGGUGGGGUUGGCGUGUGCUCGGCGUUAAUGGAUGUGAUCGUUUGA
Messenger RNA from Soboliphyme baturini, 1392 nucleotides. The record is from the annotation of a GenBank genome assembly. Lineage: Eukaryota; Metazoa; Nematoda; Enoplea; Dioctophymatida; Soboliphymatidae.